Neltuma alba is the source of this 1755-nucleotide messenger RNA. RefSeq names its product transmembrane 9 superfamily member 2-like. The record is from RefSeq and is a predicted model, not a curated record. NCBI's taxonomy places the organism in Eukaryota, Viridiplantae, Streptophyta, Magnoliopsida, Fabales, Fabaceae. Bases 1 to 1755 code for a protein of 584 amino acids. The transcript has 7 exons. Gene Ontology annotation, biological process: protein localization to membrane. Gene Ontology annotation, cellular component: membrane.
AUGGCGAAGGUGAUGGCCACACUAUUCUUCUCCUUCGUUGUUCUUUCUGGCAUCAGCCAUGUGAGACCAAAUGCGUCAGAUCAUAGUUACAAAGAAGGAGAUAUAGUCCCCUUUUAUGUUUCAAAAGUUGGGCCAUUUAACAAUCCCAGUGAAACAUAUCGUUCUCAUGAUCUCCUUUUCUGUAUGCCAGAUCAUGCCAAAGAAAAAAAAGAAGCGUUUGGUGAAUUCUUAAUAGGAGAUCGAUUAGUCAGUGCUCCUUACCAACUUGAAUUCCGAAGGAAUAAAAAUUCUGAAGUACUUUGCAAGGAAACACUCCAGAAGGAAGACGUGGCCAAGUUUCGAUCUAUGGUUCAAAAGAACUACUUCUUUGAAAUGUAUUAUGAUGACUUACCUGCCUGGUCUUUCAUAGGACGAGUUCAUCAGGAAGGAGAAGACCCAAGUGACAAGAAGUACUACAUGUACAAGCAUAUUCACUUUACCAUCUUCUGCAACAAGGAUCGUGUUAUUGAAAUCAAUACACGGCCAGUGCCUGAUGCGUUUGUGGACCUUGCAGAUGAUACUGAAAGAGAGGUGGAAUUUCUGUAUUCUGCAGAAUGGAUAGAUACUGACACUCCUUUUGAAAAGCGGAUGGAGAAGUACUAUGCAUCAUCCUCAUGGCCCCAUUUGUUCUCAAUCUUAAGUUCGUGUGUGCCAAUUCUCCUUCUAACUGGGAUUCUCGCAACUAUUUUAAAGCGGGUCCUUCAGAAUGAUUUCAAGUAUGUCCAUGAUGAGGAAUCUGCCAAGGAUGAAGAAGAGACUGGUUGGAAGGAUCUCCAUGGAGAUGUAUUUAGGUUUCCCGAGUAUGGGUCUUUACUUGCGGCUGCCCUUGGAGCUGGUACCCAGCUGCUUACCCUCAUAGUGUUCAUAUUCAUUUUGGCGUUUUUUGGUGUAUUCUAUCCAUGCAAUCGAGGGGCUCUGUCUAAAGCAAUUGUUGUCAUAUAUGCACUAACUUCAGGAUUUGCUGGCUAUACUGCAACCUCAUUUUAUUGUCAGCUAGAAGGAACAAACUGGGUUAGGAAUUUACUGUUGACUGGAUGCCUCUCUUGGGGACCCCUAUUUCUCACAUGUUUCUUUCUGAAUACUGUUGCAAUUGCUUACAACACCACUUUUGCCAUUCCAUUUGGCAAAGUUAUGGUGAUAGUUCUCAUAUGGACUCUUUUAGCAUUGCCCCUACUUGUGUUGGGCGGGAUUGUUGGGAAGAAGAACAAAGCAGAAUUCCAAGCACCUCGCUACACAAGUAAAUACACAAGAGAAAUCCCCCCAUUGCCAUGGCACCGCAGAGCAAUUUCUCACAUUGCAAUGGCAGGGUUUUUGCCGUCUUGCGUUAUAUGCGCCGAACUUUACUACAUAUUUGUCUGUCUUUGGGGUUUCAGGAUUUACGCUACCUACAGUACCUUGUUCAUUGUCUUCAUCAUUCUCUUGAUUGUUACUUCUAUAACUACUAUGGCUUUGACAUACUUCCAGCUUGUUGCUGAGGAUUAUGAGUGGUGGUGGAGACCAUUUCAGUAUGGUGGAUCAGCAGGAUUAUAUAUCUAUGCCUACUGCUUCUACUACUACUAUGCUCGCUCUGAUAUGUCUGGGUUCUUGCAGAUCUCAUUCUUCUUUGGAUACACGGCCUGUAUAUGCUACGGUUUCUUUUUGAUGCUUGGAACUAUUGGAUUUUUUGCAGCUUCUCUCUUUGUUCAUCACAUUUAUGGAUCCAUCAAGUGUGAGUAG